GAGUAGUAAUAUUGAGGUCGAAAUGGGUGCACGGUCGAUAAUGGACGAGAAUGAGAUGGCAAGAGUUGUAAAGAGGUUUGGAGAUGAACAGAGCACUCUGUUAGACCAGUACGAGAGGCUGACCUUCGAGGUGCAAUUGAACAGGGCGAUUCUAGGCAGGAGCUUUUCUGAUCGGGUGGCGGCGCCCCCGGCGGAGAAGGGGAAGCGCCCCCGUCCUUGUUCCGGUUUGCCUAAGGCGGUGAAGAAACUACUGCUGAAACCAUUCCUCGCCAAGAGGAAGAAGAACAACGAGGAUCAAAAGGAACCCAAGUUAUGGAAGGCAUUCAGUAGUAGGUCACUCAGGUUCUGAUAAAAAGGCCUUUUUAUUGUACUUCGGAAGUUCAAGCAAGAAACGCACCCUUCCUUAGCUUCGUCCUCUUUUAUUUAUCUCAUUUAUCAUUUUUUUAAUAAAUUUUCAAAAAUUAGUCCUCAAAGCUAACUAAUUCUCGAAAUGGUACUCGGUAGUUAAGAAUAAUGCUCAACUCAAAUCCCCCUAACUAACGGCCAUUAAAACGGAAUUAAAAAUAUGUUAAUCCU
Cuscuta campestris is the source of this 576-nucleotide messenger RNA. The record is from the annotation of a GenBank genome assembly. NCBI's taxonomy places the organism in Eukaryota, Viridiplantae, Streptophyta, Magnoliopsida, Solanales, Convolvulaceae.